Eucalyptus grandis is the source of this 806-nucleotide messenger RNA. RefSeq lists its product as uncharacterized. Lineage: Eukaryota; Viridiplantae; Streptophyta; Magnoliopsida; Myrtales; Myrtaceae. Bases 200 to 556 code for a protein of 118 amino acids. The transcript is spliced from 3 exons. The record is from RefSeq and is a predicted model, not a curated record.
AUCUCGCAAAAACGAAGGUGGAAAAAGAACCCAGUUGGUAGAUAGCAGGUUAGCUCCAUGGGCUUUCGCAGCCCGGUCCGCUACAACAUUUGACUCCCUUUUGCAAUGGGAAACCCUAAGAUUAGGGCAUCGAAGGAGAAGGUCUGCAUUUUCGUCGAAGAGGCAACAAAGCUCCCAUGGCGUCAGAGUCGGAUUACGGAUGGCAUUCACCAGUGUUAAGCAGUCCGAUUCUAGGUCUAUUCGAUCCAUCUCCAAUCCUUUAUGUAUCACGAAUUUCAGUGUGAGAUUCAACGCUAUCACCUCUGUUUGCAGGGCCGAAGAUGUAGAGACAGAUUUCGCAAAUCCAUCGAUUAAUAGGCCUGAAGAAUUUCUGCACACACAAGCAACGAAAGCUUCGAUGUCAAGAGAUGCGAGGGCCUCUUGCACCACAAAUUCGGCAUUUGGUAGCUGCUGGCGAAAGAUGAAAGUAUUCCUAGCUUUCCAAAUGUGCCAUAGGAGAGCGGAAAUUAAUUCCAGAUCCGGUCAUUCAGUACUGCCUUAUCAGAGUGGCUUGUAGGCUGAUUUGUCAGGAGUUGAAGCUGAUUCUUGAGAGUGUUAAUCUAAAGUCUGGCAUUGGUGAAUUUAGAUCGGUUCCACUGACAGAGAGCGUCGGAGACAGCACGUAGCUUUUGGGGAAAAGUCACUACUCCAAGUUGAUGAGUAUUCCAAGAAGCUUCAAUAGUUGAUCGACACUCUGCAUCUUGUAACCAGUAGGCUUCAAAAUAGAAGGAUUGGUGCCAUUUAGGUCGAUGUGUUGCUACUGUGUU